GGGAUUAUAGGCAUGAGCCACUGGGCUCAGAUAAGGGCUCUUCUUGAUGGCUUACUGUAUCCACUUUGUCCCCAAAACCAUAGGGAAAUGACUAGAGGUGACUGUACUAGCUAGAUUUUAAACGAAACUGAAAUGAAAGUUCACUUCCUCAUUAUGAGUACCUCAUGUGACAAGUUCCAAUUUCUUUUAAAGUCAAUUUAACUGAAAUCUCCUUGUUGCUUUGAAAUCUUAGAAGAGAGCCCACUAAUUCAAGGACUCUUACUGUGGGAGCACCUGCUGGUUCUAUCACAAUGAAACAGCUGGUUUGUGUGCUCUUGGUGUGCUCCUCUGCAGUGGCGCAGUUGCAUAAAGAUCCUACCCUGGAUCACCACUGGCAUCUCUGGAAGAAAACCUAUGGCAAACAAUACAAGGAAAAGAAUGAAGAAGCAGUACGACGUCUCAUCUGGGAAAAGAAUCUAAAGUUUGUGAUGCUUCACAACCUGGAGCAUUCAAUGGGAAUGCACUCAUAUGAUCUGGGCAUGAACCACCUGGGAGAUAUGACCAGUGAAGAAGUGAUGUCUUUGAUGAGUUCCCUGAGAGUUCCCAGCCAGUGGCAGAGAAAUAUCACAUAUAAGUCAAACCCUAAUCGGAUAUUGCCUGAUUCUGUGGACUGGAGAGAGAAAGGGUGUGUUACUGAAGUGAAAUAUCAAGGUUCUUGUGGUGCUUGCUGGGCUUUCAGUGCUGUGGGGGCCCUGGAAGCACAGCUGAAGCUGAAAACAGGAAAGCUGGUGUCUCUCAGUGCCCAGAAUCUGGUGGAUUGCUCAACUGAAAAAUAUGGAAACAAAGGCUGCAAUGGUGGCUUCAUGACAACGGCUUUCCAGUACAUCAUUGAUAACAAGGGCAUCGACUCAGACGCUUCCUAUCCCUACAAAGCCAUGGAUCAGAAAUGUCAAUAUGACUCAAAAUAUCGUGCUGCCACAUGUUCAAAGUACACUGAACUUCCUUAUGGCAGAGAAGAUGUCCUGAAAGAAGCUGUGGCCAAUAAAGGCCCAGUGUCUGUUGGUGUAGAUGCGCGUCAUCCUUCUUUCUUCCUCUACAGAAGUGGUGUCUACUAUGAACCAUCCUGUACUCAGAAUGUGAAUCAUGGUGUACUUGUGGUUGGCUAUGGUGAUCUUAAUGGGAAAGAAUACUGGCUUGUGAAAAACAGCUGGGGCCGCAACUUUGGUGAAGAAGGAUAUAUUCGGAUGGCAAGAAAUAAAGGAAAUCAUUGUGGGAUUGCUAGCUUUCCCUCUUUCCCAGAAAUCUAGAGGAUCUCUUCUUUUUAUAACAAAUCAAGAAAUAUGAAGCACUUUCUCUUAACUUAAUUUUUCCUGCUGUAUCCAGAAGAAAUAAUUGUGUCAUGAUUAAUGUGUAUUUAUUGUACUAAUCAGAAAAUAUAGUUUGAGGCCGGGCACGGUGGCUCACGCCUGUAAUCCCAGUACUUUGGGAGAUCAAGGCAGGCAUAUCAACUUGAGGCCAGGAGUUAAAGAGCAGCCUGGCUAACACGGUGAAACCCCAUCUCUACUAAAAAUACAAAAAAUCAGCCAAGCACAGUGGUGCAUGCCUGUAAUCCCAGCUACUUGGGAGGCUGAGGCACAAGAUUCCUUGAACUCAAGAGGUUGAGGCUGUGGUGAGCUGAGAUCACACCACUGUACUCCCGCCUGGAUGACAGAGUGGAGACUCUGUUUCAAAAAAACAGCAAAGAAAAUAUAGUUUGAUUCUUCCUUUUUUUUAAAUUUGCAAAUCUCGGGAAAAAGUAUGCUAAGUAAAUUAGUAAUGUACUAUAGAUGUAACUGUACAAAAAUUAUGCAACCUAAAACAAUCUGUCAUUGCUCAUUGUUUUAUUGUAUACUCUUUGUCUUUUUAAGACCCCUAAUAGCCUUUUGUAACUUGAUGGCUUAAAAGUACUUAAUAAAUCUGCCAUUUCAAAUUUC
Pongo pygmaeus (Bornean orangutan) is the source of this 1952-nucleotide messenger RNA. RefSeq names its product cathepsin S (gene CTSS). Gene Ontology annotation, molecular function: cysteine-type peptidase activity. The record is from RefSeq and is a predicted model, not a curated record. Lineage: Eukaryota; Metazoa; Chordata; Mammalia; Primates; Hominidae. Gene Ontology annotation, biological process: proteolysis. The transcript has 8 exons. The coding region runs from base 291 to 1286 and encodes 331 amino acids.